AUGCGUCUUGCCAGUAUAAUACCACCCAUCACUACGUCACGCCCUCCAGCUGAACCGAGACACUGGACAUCCCUGCCAUCACAUGAAGGGAAACAUUUCUUCCAUAUCCCAGUCAUGAAUCAUCGCCUCAGACUCACGACCUCGUUGGACUCAUGCCCUGGUCCAAGUUCCCAGGGCAUAUCAACAGCCCUGGAAACCAUGCACGAGGAGUCGGAGUCUGUCCACUCCGGGCACCGGUCACCAAUGUCCGGUGGUACCGCCCCCAGCGCUUUCGAGGACGACCGCGGUCGACGUCGAAGCUCCACUUUCUCAGUGUACAGCUUGAACGAAGCCGGGCGUGGCCUUCACGAUGAGAUUCUCGAUCCAGGGCCGUUUAUACACCGAAGCGAGGUAUCAUGGGGAGCGACACUUCCCUUAGUAUUUGCCCUCCUCCCGGCACUGGUCGGGCUAGUCUUCAAAAACGGCAGCUCGGUUAUCACCGACCUCAUUUUGUUGGGGCUGGCGGCCGUCUUUUUGCACUGGUCGGUAACGGUGCCGUGGAAGUGGUAUCAUGCGUCACAGCAGGUUCGGGAGGAGGAGGGGUCGGUUGUGGAGAGUGCUUUUCAGGACGACAGCGGGAGCGAUGAUGCUGUCAGCCCUCGGCAACAAAACCCCGGGCCGGAUGAACAACAGCCAUCACAGCCAGAUCCCCAGACCAGCAAGAUGGACCGCCGCGCCAAAACCGCCAGCCAAGCCCUCACGCUGCUCGGUCUUCUGGAGUGUGCCGCUUUGUUGGCUUGCUUUGUCGCCCCCGGGUUGGCGGCUUGGAUGCUCCACCACGGCCGGAACCAUUUGUCGCGAGGCUCGGAGGGGUUGGUGUCAAACUUUAACCUUGUCAUCUUUUUUAUUGCGGCGGAGAUAUCGCCCGUGUCACACUUUAUGAAGCUUAUCCAGGCCCAGACGCUCCACCUCCAGAGACUGGUCCACAGCAACUCCAACCCCUACCGGCAGGAAAAAGUCACGAUGAAUCAAUGGAGGGAGUUGAUUGCGAGGUUGGAUGAACUCGAAACACGGGGACUGACCAAUGCUCCGUCACCAGUGGAGGCAGACACGAGGCGGGUGCAUGCCAGUCUUGUCAGGGAGGUGAGGAAUCAGAUACAGCCUGAUAUUGAUGCGUUGAAUAGAGCGGUUAGGAGGUAUGAGAAGAAGGCUAGGGUCCUGGCGGUGCACACGGAGGGGAAGUUGAGGGAUCUGAGGCAGAGGGUGGAUGAUGCUAUUAGCUUGAGUGCUGUUGUUGCAGGGAGGGGGCGGAAGGGGACGGAGUGGGAUUUGGUGGGGUGGUGUUUGGGGGGGGCGGUUUGGGUUUUGAUGUUGCCUGUCAGGGAGGUGAUUAGGGGGUUGGCAAAGGUGUUGGCGGGUGUGGGGUGGUUGAUGGGGAUUAAAGAGGAGGGGGGGGAUGAAGUCAUGAGGGGGAAGAAGAAGGGGGAGAUGGAUGGAUCAGAGGUAAAAGGGAAAGGAAUGGGGAGGGAGACGAGGAGGAGCGGGAAUGCAAGUGGGAGUGGUGCUAGUGGGGGGAAUGGCGAGAUGGAUGGAUCAGUGGUAAAAGGGAAAGGGGUGGAGAAGUGGAUGAGUGGUAGUAGGAGUGGAAGCGGGAGUGGUGCCAGUGGGGGUAGGGGGUAUCUUGGACGGAGGAUGUGA
Molecule: messenger RNA, 1677 nt
Organism: Podospora pseudopauciseta
Lineage: Eukaryota; Fungi; Ascomycota; Sordariomycetes; Sordariales; Podosporaceae
Exons: 1
Coding region: 1-1677 (558 amino acids)
Source: RefSeq, a predicted model, not a curated record